CCGCUCCUCUCCUCCGAACGGCCGAGCGACGCGCUGCGUUCGCGCGACGGAGCCGCCGGCGAGGACCCCGCGAUUGCAAAAAGCCUUGGAAAUAGUGCCUGGUCCAUAAAGCAGCCAUGGCCCGUGGUCCCAAGAAGCAUCUGAAACGAGUGGCAGCUCCAAAGCAUUGGAUGCUGGAUAAACUGACAGGGGUCUUUGCUCCUCGUCCAUCCACUGGGCCCCACAAACUUCGAGAGUGUCUUCCACUCAUCAUUUUCCUAAGAAACAGGUUGAAGUAUGCUCUGACAGGAGAUGAGGUGAAGAAGAUCUGCAUGCAGCGUUUCAUUAAGAUAGAUGGCAAAGUACGUACCGAUGUGACCUACCCUGCCGGUUUUAUGGAUGUCAUCAGCAUUGACAAAACUGGAGAAAAUUUCCGCCUGGUCUAUGACACUAAGGGACGCUUUGCUGUCCAUCGCAUCACCCCUGAGGAGGCCAAGUACAAGUUAUGCAAAGUGAGGAAGAUCUUUGUGGGCACCAAAGGGAUUCCUCACUUGGUGACGCAUGAUGCCCGCACCAUUCGCUAUCCUGAUCCCCUCAUCAAGGUGAACGACACAAUUCAGAUUGAUUUGGAGACCGGCAAGAUUACCAAUUUCAUCAAGUUUGACACUGGUAACCUGUGCAUGGUGACCGGUGGUGCUAACCUGGGAAGAAUCGGUGUGAUCACCAACAGGGAGAGACAUCCCGGUUCUUUUGAUGUGGUCCAUGUGAAAGAUGCCAAUGGCAAUAGCUUUGCCACCCGCCUCUCCAAUAUUUUUGUGAUUGGCAAAGGCAACAAUUCGUGGAUUUCUCUUCCCCGAGGAAAAGGCAUCCGCCUCACCAUUGCCGAAGAGAGAGACAAGAGACUGGCCGCCAAACAGAGCAGUGGCUGAAAUGUCUUUUGGGUUAUAUAUUGAUCUGUGAGAAGAGUUUUGUUAAAUAAAGUUAAUUCUGU
This is a messenger RNA of Suncus etruscus (white-toothed pygmy shrew), 970 nucleotides long. Its product is annotated as 40S ribosomal protein S4, X isoform-like. The transcript has 2 exons. Gene Ontology annotation, biological process: translation. Gene Ontology annotation, cellular component: ribosome; cytosolic small ribosomal subunit. The record is from RefSeq and is a predicted model, not a curated record. Bases 117 to 908 code for a protein of 263 amino acids. Gene Ontology annotation, molecular function: structural constituent of ribosome; RNA binding. Lineage: Eukaryota; Metazoa; Chordata; Mammalia; Eulipotyphla; Soricidae.